AGUCACCGCAGUGGCUGAGCUGCUGACAGGAGGCGGCGGCGGAGGAGGAGGCGAGGCAAGACCUGCGGCUCGGCCUGGCCACAGCUACUGUAGCGCUAGCCAAGCCUACCGAGCCACGCCGGCCUCAGCCCGCCCGCGAACCUUUCACCCCUUCUCCUUCCCCCCCAUCCGCCGGGCUGCUUGCCCGCCGGACUCAUCGCGGGCGGCCUAGUCUGCACCACCCGCCGGGCUCCUGGGGCUGCCGCCCCGCGCGGCCCUGUCGGCGUCCCAGGCCGCGCCCGGCCUCCGGUCUGCUCGCCCGCCGGCACCAUGAUGGAGGAGAUCGACCGGUUCCAGGUGCCCACCGCGCACUCGGAGAUGCAGCCGCUGGACCCAGCCGCCGCCUCCAUCUCAGACGGAGACUGUGACGCCCGGGAGGGUGAGUCAGUAGCCAUGAAUUACAAACCAUCCCCGCUCCAAGUGAAGCUGGAGAAGCAGCGGGAACUGGCGCGAAAGGGCUCCUUGAAGAAUGGCAGCAUGGGUAGCCCUGUCAACCAGCAACCCAAGAAGAACAAUGUCAUGGCCCGGACCAGGCUGGUCGUCCCCAAUAAAGGCUACUCCUCGCUUGACCAGAGCCCAGACGAGAAGCCACUGGUAGCCCUUGACACGGACAGCGAUGACGAUUUUGACAUGUCCAGAUAUUCUUCCUCUGGCUACUCCUCUGCUGAGAUCAACCAAGAUUUGAACAUCCAGCUGCUGAAGGACGGCUACCGGUUAGACGAGAUCCCAGACGAUGAGGACCUGGACCUCAUACCCCCCAAGUCCGUGAACCCCACCUGCAUGUGCUGCCAGGCCACGUCCUCCACCGCCUGCCAUAUUCAGUAGCGGGCGGGGCCGCCGCGGCAGUCGGGACAGGGCUGAGCGGGCCAGGCUGGGCGGGCAGGGGCCGACACCUCCCCAGCUCGUCCACCUGUCCCCGGCCCAGCGCCCUCUACAGCCGCAACCUCGUAACAGUCAUUGCUUCCUCCUAUGGUAGGACGUGUACCUCUGUGUGUUCAUGGAGACGGAGAAACCAAAACCGGGUCCCUCUCCACCCCGGGGCUGAGGAGGGGUAGGGGCUGUUUGUUCAGUUACUUGGGGGGCCCUACCCAGCACUCUGCCCCGUCUCCCAAGGCUGCAGUCUGGUGUCGGGGAGGGGGAACUGGAUGGCAGGGAGGCCAAGAGUAAUGAGUGAGAGGAGAGAUCAUAAGGCCAGGGGCUUGGCCCCAUCCUAGCGAAGCCAUGAAUCCCCAGCCCCAGCCUGUUACGGAAAGAGGCUUGGAGAGAGGAAGGCCCGAGCCGUGGGAACCGGGCCCAGCACUUGAGAGCCCCCUCCACGCGCCCCCUGCCGGUCCAUGAACCUAUUUGCGUUUAUCCCCUCAUCUCCAGAUGGGAAGCCUAGCAAAGCCGCCCAGAGGGAUAUUGCCCUACCCCCCACCAUCUUGAUUACAUCAAGAGGAGGCCUUUUCCUCCUCUUUGCCCCACUCACCCCUCUCCUUGCUCUCUGGGUUGUGGGGGAGGGUAAGGUGGGCUUUGGAGACAGGCCAGGGUUUGGGGUGAUAUAAUCCGUCCUCCCUUGCCCCUAACCAAUGUAUCGCUCUGCCCCGCCCCUCCUAUGCUUCCGUUCUGUGGUCUCUGUCCCAGGCUGGAAGGGGCGGGGCGGGGAGUGGAGGGGGUUAAGGCCGGCAGCGGAAGCCCCGUUCCCAUCCCACCCAGGCCGAAGAUUCCGGAGGCUGAUUCUCAGCAAGACUCUGCAAGGAAGCAAGCUGGAUUGAGUGACUGCAUGUGUGUGGUAGGGAGAGCCUGGCAGAAUGUAUGUGUUGAGGUGUCAGGGUGUGUGUCUGUCUGUUCUCUGAGUCGGGCCUGUCCCUCCAGGUCUCCAUCUGCAUGUGUCCAUUUCUGUCACAGAUGUGAGCUUCCAUGGUGGCGAAGUGUCUGUGUGGUCUGGUAACAGAGAGGCUGCUCAGCACUUCAAUGGACUGAGAGCCUUGGACUGGGAGUUAAAAGUCUGGGUUCUCAUACCAGCUCUGACACUCUCCCUGUGAUCUUCAACACAUCACUUCUUUCUCUGGGCAUGUUUCCUCAACUGUAAAAUGAGCAGUAGCUGCAAUUAUUUUUACAGUCCCUUCAUACCUGAGGAAUUUCUUUGUAGGAGUUUCUGUGGAGGUGUGUGGGGAGUUCUCUGUGUCUUUGAGUACACCUGAGGAGCUCUCCAGGUUUGCAUCUCUGUGUGGAAAAGGAAGGGGGCAGUUUUAAAUAGAUCUGUUUGGGAAUACAUGUAUCUAUAUGUGUGUGUCUGUGAAUGUGUAUAUGUGUGUGGAUGUCUAUUGUGUGCGUAGCUGUACCGGGCAUCUGUGGGUCAGAAUGUAUGUACUGUUGCUUCUGCUUCUGCUGCUGAUUUGUGGGUGGGGGAAAGGAAAGGAGAGGAUGAAAAAGAAGAAGGAAGUGAUUGGGACCCUCCUCUGAGCUGGGCAAUAUACACCUGCCCCCAUGGGAAGGAAAAUGAAAGUGUAGAUAACCUAAAGCUGCUCAGGCCUAUGCCCCACAAACCUGGUAUUUCAGGGCCAAGGUGUACAACUCCCCAUUCCUCCAUGUUGACACUCCAACAUGCUGGCAUAUCCACUCUCAUGUCUGCCACUCACAUGCUGCAAGCAUGUAAUGGACACACCCACAGCCCACCCUCUGGAUGCCAGUUCUGGGAGGUGGGAGGCUAGAAGGGGGGUAGUGACGGGGGGAGUGAGGCUGCUGGCUUAGGAAGGGUAGCACCUCUCGCUGCACCACACUCAGGAGCUGCCAACUCCAGUGUGUGGAGGUGCAGCUCUCCACUCCCUACUCCCUCUACCCACUCCUCCCUCCUGUAGUACAGGGACCCUAGUUAGAUGAGAAAAUGCCAAAGGAAGGGAAAGACAGAGAAGGCACCUACAGGGCCCACAAAGUUCAAACUGGCCCCCAUCGGUGCCCAUUUCCCUACCCCAAUCAGCAUCCCCCCCCACCAUCUGGGCCCCAGGGUCAGGCCUCCCACUACCACCACCACCACCACCCAGCCUCCUUGACUCAACCAUCUAGAACAUGGGUACCUCUUUAUCAGGCAGAGCCCCUACCAGGGCUCACUUAGACUGUUGCCUUUGCUGCUCACGUGCUGUGUGACUCUGGCCCUGAGAAACCAGGGAAAGCUCCCUCCCAUCAGGACAUACAUAGACCCCUGGCAAGCAAGGGCUUUAGAUUGAGGCAGUGUACACAUGACAGGAGAGGUAGGAAGCUGAUGGUGGGCAGCUUUUGGAUCUGGGGAGAGUGCAUGUUUCCCUCCUUCCCUGUUUGGGAGGCUGGAGGGGAAAAAUCAAGGCCUUAGCUUGCCCCCCUGCCACAUUCCCCCUUGUAGAUACUGCCUUAACACUCCCUCUACUCUCAGCUGUGGCUGCCAACCAGCCAGGUUUCUCCGUGCUCACUAAUUUAUUUCUAGGAAGGUGUGUGAAAGACAUGAGCCGUGUAUAAUAUUUUUUUUAACAUUUCCAUUGCAGUAUUGACCAUCACCCUUGGUUGUGUAUCGUGUAACACAAAUAAUAUUAAAAGCAUUAAACAAGCCA
This is a messenger RNA of Loxodonta africana (African savanna elephant), 3602 nucleotides long. It is a transcript of the gene FAM219A, whose product is annotated as family with sequence similarity 219 member A. The transcript is spliced from 6 exons. Lineage: Eukaryota; Metazoa; Chordata; Mammalia; Proboscidea; Elephantidae. The coding region runs from base 310 to 864 and encodes 184 amino acids. The record is from RefSeq and is a predicted model, not a curated record.